Molecule: messenger RNA, 405 nt
Organism: Pseudozyma flocculosa PF-1
Lineage: Eukaryota; Fungi; Basidiomycota; Ustilaginomycetes; Ustilaginales; Ustilaginaceae
Exons: 3
Coding region: 1-405 (134 amino acids)
Molecular function (GO): RNA nuclease activity; RNA binding
Source: RefSeq, a predicted model, not a curated record
AUGAAGGCCGUCUUCUUCUCGCUCGUUGCCGUCGUCGCCGCUGGCCUCGCCUCGGCCUGCUCGCCUCCCUCGAGCAUCUCGUGCGGCUACAACACCUGGUCCUACAACGACCUCCAGACGGCCAUCGAGGCCGCUCAGUACGACGCCUCGAUCGGAGACUACCCCGACAACUACCCGCACUCGUACUACCAGUACGCCGACGAGGGCAUCCAGCUGUGCUGCAACUCCAACGGCCCCUACUCCGAGUUCCCCCUGGUCGACAACGGCCCGUACUACAGCACCUCGGACAACUACGUCUCGCCGGGCCCCGACCGCGUCAUCUACGUGACCGCCACGGGCGAGUACUGCGCCACCGUCACCCACACGGGAGCCCCGACCAGGAACGGCUUCGUCCAGUGCUACUGA